GCUGGCGUGUGAAGCUUUUCUUGUCAAGGAUUUUUCAGAAGAGAAGAGUAUCAGUGCUGGAUGUGAUGAUGGCACACGCUUGGCUCUGUGUCCUCCGGCUAUUCUUGCUGAAUGUCCUCCUCUACUGUGGACACGCUCAAGAUUCGCUGCUGACCAUUAAAUCAAACUGGUCCACUUUAUUCACCGGAGAGUCCGUGACGCUCGUAUGUGACAUGAGGUACGGAGAAGACACUGACUGGUAUUACACAGUCAUGAAGGAUCAUCACCACUUUUGCCCCAGCAGCUCAAAAAAGAGCUGUACAAUACAGCCGCUAGCUACAGGCGACAGCGGUGAAUACAAGUGCGUCGGUCAUCACAAGCGCAUCAGGGAUUUUUCAAAAGAAAGUAAUACAGUCUCUCUAACUGUAUCAGACAACGAUGUGAUCCUGGAACAUCCCGCAUCCCCUUUGUAUGAAGGAGAAUCAGUGACCGUUCGCUGUCGGCAUCGGACUCAGGGGAAAGAGGAGAAUGCUGCUUUCUACAAAGACGGAUUACUGCUUGAAAUGGACACAAACCGGCGGUCAGAAGCUGAAAUCACCAUUGAGCUGCUGUCAGACGGGAGCUCUUACAUGUGCAAAUUUGAUGAAGACGAGGAGUCUGAGCCGGUCAAACUGAAAGUGGAAUCACGUAGGCCAACGGCUCAACUGAGAAAAGAGCAAUCAUACAUUCCAUUGGGGGGCAACGUGACCCUGGCCUGCUCUGUGAGCCCCCCGUCAUCUGGCUGGAAGUACUUCUGGUACAGAGGCGAGAAAACCUCCGAACCCCUGAUCGCACAAGACGUCGCUUUCCACUCGGAUGGAAGAAUCCACGUCUCGCAGGGAGGACUGUACUGGUGCAGAGGAGGAAGAGGAAACCCAGUUUACUACACGGAGUACAGCGAUGCAGUCGUCACCAACAGGGCUGUUGUGACCCUGCAACCCCACUGGCCUCAGAUAUACUACGGUGAGACCAUCACUCUUACAUGUGAAAUUGGGGCUGAAGGAGACACUGAGUGGGAGUAUGAAUGGGCGACACCCAGCUCAAACACAAUUCAAAAGCACAAUAAUGAUAAGAUCAGAUCGUCACACGGGGGAGACCACAGGUGCAUGGGCACAAUGAAAAGUGGCAAGUCUUCAACGGACUGGAGUGACGCUUUCACACUGACACUAUCUUACGAUAAACCCAAGCCUGUCCUCACCGUGUCUCCAUCAUGGCUGAGUCCCGGAGGUGCAGUUACUCUGAACUGUGAGGUUGAACAUCCGUCUGCAGGGUGGAGGUUCUACUGGUACAAGACUGUUCCCAAGCUGUCAGACGAUUCCUACAGCUAUGAGCCUCUGCCUGGCAGCGGCAAUGGGACUGAACAGAAUUCCUACGUUGUUCAUGGACAGACGGGCACAGCAGGAUACAAGUGCAGAGCAGGAAGAGGAGACCCGGUGUACUACACUUAUUACAGUGGCUUUAAGUUUGUCUGGUCUGGAGAUGUUCUGGAUUCUGGACCAUCUCUCACAGUGAGUCCUAACAGUGUGCAGCACUUCACCAAAGAGCCUGUGACGCUGAGCUGCGAGGGAAACUCUUCGAUGUGGAGAGUGAACUGUUUUUCCAAAUCCGGCUACCUGCAGGCCUGUUCCUCCUGGGGGAUAAUGACUGGCUCCACAUGCACCACCAGGUCACAGCACAUUGAUGGAGUGUACUGGUGUGAGUCUCAAACAGGGCAGUUCAGCAAUGCGGUCAACAUCACUUGGCAGUUCAGUAACAUGAUCAUGGUGAGCCCCGUCCGACCUGUGGCUGAGGGAGAUCCUGUCACUCUGAGCUGCAAGAAGAAGCCAGGAAAGGUUCUUUCUCAUGUGUUUUUCUACAAAAAUGGCAAACUCAUCCAUAAUCAUAGCAGAACGGAGCUGACUAUCCCUGCGGUGUCGAAGUCAGACGAAGGCUUAUACAAAUGUCAAGGAAAAGCUUCACUGCAAGAUUCGUGGGGCUGGGCUUCACCAGACAGCUGGAUGUCAGUAAAACCGGUGUCCAGGCCUCAGAGCUCUCCAUUUCCUGUGCUGCUGAUUGUCGGGAUUGUUUGUGGAGUUUUGCUGGUUAUCCUCCUACUGCUGUUUCUGUAUUGCUACACAAAGUCAACAAAAUCAUGUUUCAUCAGGUCUCAGAGCACCAAUCAGGGCUCUGCUGCAGACCACAUGACAAACCAGGAUGAAACUCAGUGCAAAGAAUACACUUCCGUCCAUGAUGCUUGUUUCUAUGAAACAGUGAACACCCCCAAAGAAGCUGGAAUUGGGAUGAAUAAUGAACCAGAGGAGAGCACCGUUUACUCAGAUGUGAAGAUAGGAUCUGCUGCAGUCUUGCUCACAUCCUCUGAGGUGGAGACGCUUGUCGGAGGCAGAGCGACUGCUGGAUGUGAAGAUGGGACUCGCUUCGCUCUGCGUGCUGAUGCUAUGCUCUGCAGCGUUGGAGGUCCGUCUGCAGGAUGGCGGUUCUACUGGUACGAGGCUGCCGCCAAACGAUCGAACGGCUCCAGGAGUUACGAGCUGCUGCCUGGCAGCGGCAAAGGGACCGAGGAGGGUUCCUUCAUCGUCCGUGGACAGACGCACACAGCAGGCUAUAAGUGCAGGGCUAGGAGAGAAGGCCUGGGGUAUUACACUGAUUAUAGUCAACCAAAGUUUGUCUGGUUCGGAGAUUCCCACUCAGCGUCGGUCAGAGUGACUCCUGACAGAGCGCAGCACUUCUCCUCCAAGCCCGUCUCGCUGAGCUGUGAGGGGAACUCAACCGAGUGGACGGUGAGGAGGUAUUCGGAGGCGGGCCACCUGUCGAACUGCUCCACCUGGGGGGCGAUGAGUGGGUCCACGUGCAGCCUCCACAUGCAUAAGAACAAAACAACGGUGUACUGGUGUGAGACUGCGUCAGGGGAAUUCAGCAAUGCAGUCAACAUCACUGUGCAAUAUAAAGAUAUUAUCCUGGAGUCCCCCGUCCAUCCUGUGACUGAGGGAAACUCCGUCACGCUUGUCUGCAAACUGAGGAACGGAACAUUCAUCUCCAAUGUGUUUUUCUACCGGAACGGAGAUCUCAUCCAAAGCGACAGAGGAGGGGAGCUGCAGAUCUCCGCGGUGUCGAAGUCAGACGAAGGCUUUUACAAGUGUGAACACUCAGGAAGCGAGUCGCUGCAGAGCUGGGUGGCAGUGAAAAAUUUGGGUGUGAGUAUGUCAAAACGUGUGGUCAGACCCGUUGCAGUGGUGAGAGGAGGAAGCAGAGAUGGGCUAAGCUCAGUGUCGGUCUUGCUGUUCCUCAGAGUGUCGGCGUUGGAUGUGAGGAUGAGGCAAACUUCGCUCUGUGCGCUGUCAUUAUUCUUCUUUAUUAUAGUGUUGAGUACGCUCCUCUGCUGUGGACACACUCAAGAUGCUGAGCUGACCUUUGAACCCAGCUCGCCCAGUUUAUUCAGCGGGGAGUCUGUUACCUUCACAUGCCACAUAAGAGAAGGGAUUGCUACCGACUGGCAGUACAGACUCAACAGGAACGGUCGACAAAUCGCCUCUUUCAGCACAAGCAACGUGUACUCACUCAACCUGAAGGCGCAGUCGGGUGGCGUUUAUCAGUGCGUCGGUCGUCAGGGCUCGACAAAUUUGGAAAAACAGAGUAAUAAUGUCACUCUGUCUGUAUCAGAGCACAGACCGAAGGCCACUCUGACAGCAGACGGGAGAUCUAUACCAGUAGGGGGCGCUGUGACGCUGCAGUGUUCUGUGGGCGGCUCUGCUGGCUGGACAUAUGAAUGGCUCAGACGUACCUCGGACUCCGACAAAGCUUUGGCUGGAACAGAAAGCCUAAUCAGCAUCUCAGAGGAAGGCCUCUACCAGUGCCGAGGAAGAAGAGGAAACCCGGCGUUCCUCACGAAGCACAGCGACGUGCUGCGCCUCGAGAUGACUUUGCCCAACUGGGUCUCUGUGGCCCUGCAACAGAGGCAGACUUCCAUAUUCAGUGGUGAGGCGAUCGCCGUCAUGUGUGUGGUAGAGGGAGGAGGAGACGCUGCUUGGGAGUACGAAUGGAGAACGGACAGCUCCAACACACCGCCAGCACACAGCGAAUACAGGAUUCGCAGUGCUUCUGUUUCCCACAGUGGAAGCUACUGGUGUAAAGGUAGAAGGGGCUUGUAUUCCUCGACGGGCUGGAGCGCCGCCUUCCAGCUGACAGUCUCACCACGUAAACCCACAGUUGUGGUCUACAGGAGGACCGACCCAGGUGGCGGCGGCGAAACACUGACCUGCUCUGUGGAGGACUCUGCUGAGUGGAAAUACACCUGGUUCAGACGUGCCUCUGUCUUUUCUGAAAGUGAGAUCCUUACAGAUGGUGGACCAGAUGCAGUGAUCAGUAUCUCAAGAGGAGGCAUCUACCACUGCAGAGCAGAGAGAGGAAGCCCGGUUUUCUUCACAGAGGACAGCCAUGCAGUCACCGUUGAGAAGAGAGUUCCCAACAAGGCUGUUGUGUCCCUGCAACCCAACUGGUCCCUGAUAUUCACUGGAGAGGCGAUCGCUGUUCGAUGUGAGAUAGACGGAGGCGGAGACGCUGAGUGGGAGUAUGAAUGGAGCAAACCCGGCUCAAACGCCUUCCCAGCCCUCAGUGAAUACAGGAUUGGCAGUGCUGCUGUGUCCCACAGUGGAAACUACAGGUGUAUGGGGAAACACAAACAGGACUUGUACUCCUCAACAGCGUGGAGCGAGGCCACCACAUUGACUGUUUCAUCGCACAGACCAAAAGCUAAUCUGACUGCUGAAGACAGAGCCUUUCCAGUAGGGGGCAGCGUGACUCUGACCUGCUCCGUGAACCCGUCAUCGUCUGGCUGGGAAUACUUCUGGUACAGAGGAAAGAAAACCUCCGAACCCCUGACUGCACAAGAUGCUGUUGUCCUCUCAACUUGGCAAGUCAGUGUUUCACGGGGAGGACUGUACUGGUGCAGAGGAGGAAGAGGAAACCCAGUUUACUACACAGAGUACAGCGAUCCAGUCAGUGUUAACAUGAUCAUCACAAACCAGGCCGUUGUGACCCUGCAGCCUAACUGGCCAGAGAUAUACAGCGGAGAGACCAUCAGCCUAAUAUGUGAGAUCCAGGGAGGACACGCUGAGUGGGAGUAUGAAUGGGCAACAACCGGCUUGGAUAAAUCUACAAACCAAAGAGAGUACAGAAUAAGUUAUGCUUCUCUAUCAGACAGUGUGCAAUACUGGUGUAAAGGCAGGCUGGAAAGGCCACAACACAGUUCAACAGCGUGGAGCGCCUCCUUCACGCUGAAAGUAGAUAAUCACAAACCCAAGCCUGUCCUCACUGUGUCUCCACGAUGGCUGAGCUCUGGAGACUCAGUUACUCUGAACUGUGGGGUUGCACAUCCGUCUGCAGGGUGGAGGUUCUACUGGUAUAAGGCUGUUCCCAACCUGUCAGACAACUUCUUCGUGUACAACGACUUGCUUGAUUGGCCACCCGACAGCAGUGAGAACUCCUACAGCUAUGAGCUGCUGCCUAGCAGCAGCAGGGGGACGGAGCAGGAUUCCCACAUUGUCCAUGGACAGACGGGCACGGCAGGAUAUGCAUGCAGAGCUGGAAGAGGAGACCCGGUCUACUACACUGAUUACAGUAAAGCCACACUUGUCUGGUCUGGAGAUCUUCACUCACAGGCGUCUCUCACGGUGAGUCCCGACAGAGUGCAACACUUCACCUCUCACGAUGUCUCACUGCACUGCGAGGGAAACUCCACGCAGUGGAGAGUGAUGAGGCUUAAUGAGGGCAGCUAUCGGUCAGUCUGCUCUCACACAGCGACGUUGACCGGAUUCACAUGCAACAUAUCCAGUGGCCCCAGUGGUGAAGUGUACUGGUGUGAGACUGGAUCAGGAAAGUUCAGCAAUGCCGUCAACAUCACUGCAGCUGAUGAUAUAAUCCUGGUGAGCCCCGUCCAUCCUGUGGCUGAGGGGCAGCUUGUUACUCUUGGUUGCAAGUCGAGGACAGAACAAUUACUUUCCAAUGUCAUUUUCUACAAAAAUGAAAAAGUCAUCCAAAGCGAUGACAGGGCGGAGCUGAGUAUCUCUGCUGCCUCGAAGUCAGACGAAGGCUUCUACAAGUGUCAGUACUCAGGAAACGUGUCAUCAGAGAGCUGGAUGGCGGUAAAAUCGUCCAGCUCUCCGUCUCCGGUGGCGUUGAUCGUUGGGCUGGUUAUUGGCAUGUUGCUGAUUGUUCUCCUGCCACUGCUACUGCUGAGUUGGUACAAAAGGUCAAAGGAUACAUUUUGUCACAGGCUUGUCCCGUCUCAGAGAACCAAUCAGAACUCUGCUACAAUCCAAACUGUCGACAAAGAUGAAAAUGAACACCAAGUGUACUCUCUUCUCCAGGGUAAUAUUUGUGUCUACGAAACAAUCGGUGGCAGCGGGAACACUGGAACGGGAAUAUAUGAUGAUCCAGCAGAGAGCUGUGACUACGGUAACUUGAAUCUUGAUUCAACUGCAGGUUUAUAAAGAGAAGUGCAUCGUCAGCAAAGAAGAGAAGCGUGGACAAUAACAUAACAGACCACUUAACUGUUUCUUACAAAUGCUGCCCUCCAAACAUCAGAUGCACAGUACUUUACACAGUUCAAUAGAGGAUCAUGUGAUGAAAUUACAGUUCUGUUAUGCUUGAUACAAUUCCCUGUUGGUUUCUUCUGAAUUUGCUUUUGCUUUUGCUUGCUGAGGAAAAAACAGCGAAGUAGCUCUCAUGGACUCAGGCAUCACGUCGGUUUAAUUUGGACAGAUGGUCACAUGUCAGCACAGAAUGAUCUUAUAUGUAUUUUUAUUUGGAAAGGAUUGCACUGCUCCAGCCCCUCACCACUGUCACCACUGUUUCUUUAACUUUAAAGUGAUUAAGAUGAAAUGUGACAAUCAAAUCAGGUUUUCUGCUGUUGAAAAUAUGUGAAUAAUAGCUAUUUAAGUUAUUUUAAGUCUAUUGUCUAAAACAAUAGAUGAACGAACAGACAUGCAGAAUCUGCAAAAUGGUAUGGAAAUAUGCUUUGAAUGGGCUUGACGCCAAAACACAUUAUGUAGUAGCAACAAAGAAGAAUUUCUGUUUUAUUGAAAACAUUUGUUUUAUGAAAAAACAAGUAACAGGGAUGUACAACUGUGUGUCAUCUGCAUAACAAUGAAAGCUAUGUUGAAGUGAUGUGUCAUAUAUUGAUAUAUUGAUUCAGUAACAGUAAGAGUAGCUAAGUCAAUACAACGUAUAUGUAACAAACAUAAAAAUACCCAAAAAGUCCAGAAACUCUUAAUACUGUAUGUGUGGGAUUUGACAAUUGCUGACUCCUGUGUUGUGUCUCUAUUAAAAAAAUAGGCAGCACAGAACCUAAUAAAACUUUUAUUAUAUAUUCAUAUUUAGUCCAAAGUCUGUUGGCUGUUCCUUCAGUUGACUCUGUCUUCACAUGUGAGUAAACAGCACUCUCCUCUGGUUCUUCAGAUGAAUGCAUGAACUUCCUGUGCUUUAUUCAGGCACUGCUGUAUAAAUGAAAAUCAAGCCGCGAUUCAUUUAAUCACUUCUCAUUCUGUUUCAGUGCUGUACACAUUUUGAUACGCAAGUAAACACUAUCUGAUAUAUGA
This is a messenger RNA of Chelmon rostratus (copperband butterflyfish), 7610 nucleotides long. RefSeq lists its product as uncharacterized. Gene Ontology annotation, molecular function: transmembrane signaling receptor activity. The transcript is spliced from 37 exons. NCBI's taxonomy places the organism in Eukaryota, Metazoa, Chordata, Actinopteri, Chaetodontiformes, Chaetodontidae. Gene Ontology annotation, biological process: cell surface receptor signaling pathway. Bases 66 to 6503 code for a protein of 2145 amino acids. The record is from RefSeq and is a predicted model, not a curated record.